CGCACCAGGAAGUCCAGCCGCUGUUGCUGUCAUGUGACUGUGACACAGGCGCUUCCCGAAAGUCAACACAGCAACAGUGGAACAACUCAACAUGGCUCCCAAACCUGAACUUCCAAACGCUGCAGCGAUCGUCUGGCUGAUAUUCCUGUCUCUGAUCCCCCCGGCGGAGGCUUACGAUGCUGGCGACGCAUUAGCCCUGCUGCUGGGCACCAUCGUGACCGGCGUGGGUUUCUGUGCCUUCCUCGGCUGGUACGCACGGAAGCGGAACGGACAACAGUGAAAGACACUGUCUUGGUUUGGUCGUGCGCCUGUCCUGUUCUCAUCCACCGCAUUAACAUCUCUCUGCCUGAUUUAACGUGGACCUCCUGGCACAGGGUUUGUGUCGGAUCGACUGAUACGUGCCUUAUUGGACUAAUGCUUCAAACACAACGGGAACCACGUGCCCUCUGUUCCAGAAGAUGGUGGGAAGCAUCCAGGAAGCCUUAUAACAGGAAAUGUAAUGUGUUGCCAUGCUGAAACCAAACACUGUUGCCUUCUAUAUAAAAGGACUUCUGCGAAUACGCUACUGUAUAUUAUCCCAAGGAUUCUUGCAAUCAUAUUGUGCUUACUCUCCAUGCUUGGAGUGCUUACUGUUUCCUGAUUCAUUGUUAGAAGCACAAUCCCAUAGGUGUGGCUACAUUAAAAGAGUGCAGCUGUUGUAGCAGCAUUUUCUGUGGUUAAAAUAUGUGGCAAAAGCUGUGAGAAAAAUAAAUUUAUUUAUCUGAUGCUCUUCUC
Molecule: messenger RNA, 774 nt
Organism: Etheostoma cragini (Arkansas darter)
Lineage: Eukaryota; Metazoa; Chordata; Actinopteri; Perciformes; Percidae
Product: small integral membrane protein 30-like
Exons: 1
Coding region: 92-280 (62 amino acids)
Source: RefSeq, a predicted model, not a curated record